Molecule: messenger RNA, 1572 nt
Organism: Passer domesticus (house sparrow)
Lineage: Eukaryota; Metazoa; Chordata; Aves; Passeriformes; Passeridae
Gene: AVPI1
Product: arginine vasopressin induced 1
Exons: 2
Coding region: 47-709 (220 amino acids)
Biological process (GO): positive regulation of MAPK cascade
Source: RefSeq, a predicted model, not a curated record
GUGGGCGGGGACUGGCGGGGGCGGGGCCGGCGCGCACGGUGAAUGAAUGGGGCGCGCGGCGGCGGCGGGACCCCGGCGCGGCGGCGCGCAGCGGGCCCGGGAGCGCAGCGGGCGGCAGGCGGAGCCGCCAGCGCCAGGUCUGUGCGAGGGGCCGCUGCGUGCGGGACAGCGCCGGAGCGAAAGUGGGUCACGGCGGGGCCCGGCGCCCCAGGCGGGGCGGGACCGGACUUGCGUGCCCCGGCCCGAGCCGGGGCGUCUCCCGCGUUCCCGGGCGGCCACGCCUGUGCGGCUGGCCCCCUGCCCGGCGUCCCGGACCGCCCUUCCCCCGACGCCUCCCCUUCCUCACUGGGCAGCCGCGCCGGAUCCCGGGGGAGGCGGACCGGAGCCUGACGCCGACUGUUCGGUGCCCGCAGCGGCCAGGGCCAUGGGCACUCCGGCCUCGGUGGUGAGCGACUCUCCGGGACGGGCAGCGCCCUCAGCCCGCGCCCGUAAGCGGGCCACGGCCAACAUCUUCCAGGGCGUGGGGCUGCGAGAGCUGCGGAGCCUGUUCCGGAGCGGCGGGGCCGAGCGGCCCGAGGAGCGCGCCCGCCUCGUCUGGCGGUACGCGGGCCAGCGGCGCAUGGCGCGGGCCCUGCGGCGGCUGCGGCGGCGGCGAGCCCAGCCCGGCGGCGGGAUGGCAGCGCUUCGGCGCUUCCAACACCUUCGGUAGGAUCGCGGAGAAGAAGCUGGAGGGUGAAUGCGGGGCCGAGACGGGCUCGGGCUCCAUGUAGCAGCGCUGAGAGGCUGGAGAGCGGCUCCCCAAGGUCCCUAAGUGUACCGGGCGGGUGCAAUGAAUGGUUAAUAAAGGGUAGACAGUGGUGGUGGGUGAGGCUCUGGUUGUGUCCUGCUCAUCCCUGAGUAGCAGAGCCAUGGUCCAGGCUGUUGUACAGCACCUAGUGCAAGGGGAACAGCCCCACAUCAGAGGUCAGGUUGGAACAGACCUGUGGGUCCUCUAUUCCAGCCUCCCUGCCUCCCAGCAUCCUAGAGCAGAUGUCACAGGAUCACAGCCAGAUGGUUCUUGAAUAUCUCUUGUGAGGGAGACUCUCUGGGCCAAUCUGUUCCAGUGCACAGUCACACAGUAACUGCCCUGGCACAGUCACAGGGACAGCUGAAGAACAAGCUACAUGCUGCCCUUCAUGAGAAGGAACACUAGGAAGAGAGAACACAGAUUCUCCAGGUUAAGAUUUCUCUGCUGGAAGAGCAGCUGGCCAAGCUGGAAGAGUGUAGCACCCAGGAGAACGGAGCAGUCAUGAGGGACAUUCUGAAGCUGGAGGAGCUGAAGCAGGAGGUAUUCAGCCUCGCUGCCAGAAGAACAAAACUCCAAGCCAUGGUCCUGUGGCUGAAGGAGGAGAAGCAGCUACAGGGAGCAGACUUGCAGUCUGAAUGUGGCCACUUGGAGGAGGAGAAGCAGCAGCUGAGCAGCCUCAUCUCCAGCCUCUAGAGCUCCCUCUCCAAGAGCCACUGGGCCCAGGAGAGACUGGAGCAGGAUCUGCAGACAGAAUGCCAGGAGACAGCUUGGGCAGCUGGUUGCCC